Molecule: messenger RNA, 372 nt
Organism: Paramecium pentaurelia
Lineage: Eukaryota; Ciliophora; Oligohymenophorea; Peniculida; Parameciidae
Source: the annotation of a GenBank genome assembly
AUGGCUAAAUAUAGUGCUUAAAACUUGAAAACCUUAUUGCCUACUUAAAUCCAAGUAUUAAGAAACCUUUUCAAUAAAUUCCAUUUAUGGUAAUAACAAUAAAUAAUAAUGUAUCCUAGAUCACAAUGCAAAUAAAGAACGAUCUUAUAGAUAUAAGAUAUAAUUAUGAUGAUGUGAAUAUAAUGACACCAAUUUAUGCAAGUAAUCUACUAUAAAAUAAAUUAAAAAAUAGAAGUGAUUUAUUAUAUUCUCACAUAAACAAAUAAGGCUAUUAUAUAUUUUUAAUUGACUUAGUAAUAGAAAUUUUCUUUAUAAUUAUCUAAUUUAAUAAAAAUUUUAUCCAUUAUGUGAUAUCAUGUAGACUUUAAUGAA